This is a messenger RNA of Sarcophilus harrisii (Tasmanian devil), 2626 nucleotides long. RefSeq names its product coiled-coil domain containing 81 (gene CCDC81). The record is from RefSeq and is a predicted model, not a curated record. Gene Ontology annotation, cellular component: centrosome. Lineage: Eukaryota; Metazoa; Chordata; Mammalia; Dasyuromorphia; Dasyuridae. The transcript is spliced from 15 exons. The coding region runs from base 543 to 2507 and encodes 654 amino acids.
GGAGACGGUCCACCUCCAGCCCCCGUGCUCUGAGGUCCCGGAGUCUCCCCCGUCUCAUCCCCGCCACGCCACCUUCUUCUCCCGCACGCACACACCCAGCCACCUCUCUUCUAGCUUGGCCAGGGCUGAGGCUGCGCUGCCACCGCGCCUUUAGGGAGCCCUCGGGCGUUUAGCUAAGGGAAACCCCAAAGGACAGGGAAAAAGAGGCAGGGUGCCGGAAGAAAUAUCAUUUCACAAGAGAAGCAAAACCAAAAUAAUAGAGAUAAAGAGUGAGAGAAUGAGAGAGUGAGAUAGUGAAAAAGAGAGUGAGCGAGCGAGCUGGUAAAAGCAACUACAGAGGGAAAAAGGGAACUCAAGGAGAAAGAAGUGGUGCCCUGGGAGUACCCAGGGGGCGUGAGAAUUAAUUUUAAACGCACUAUCCCCCCCCCAAAAAAAACAAAGCAAAAAAAAAAGGUACAAAAAAUCACAAAGAAAAAAAAAUUCAAGCAGCAAAAUCCAAACUCAAGAAGCCACCGCGGUGUUAAAGGAAUUCGGAAACAAAGAUGUUGGAUACCAUCCAUCCAGCUCUUCUCGAAAUAGGAAAACAGGUGUUCCCCACACUGCCCUCGCUGUCUCAGGAUGAAGUCUCUAAUAUUUGGGCAAAUGUGUCAGAAUUUGUGGAACGGCAACUAUCCUUACGCAAGGGAGUCCAGAUUCCGGGAUUUGGAACGUUCACUUUCGUAAGGCAAAGACUUGAUGUAGGAAACAAUAAAUUUAUUCUACUUCAGAGGCCUGUGUUUGUGAUGGCCGAGAAGUUUGCCCAAAUGCAUGGACUCAAACAAAACAAAAUAUUUACUCCUGGUGAUAUCCCAGUCGUUCAGCUUAACUUCGUCAUGAUAUCCCUGGAGGGUCCUUUUAACAGGGAUGUGGUGGAAGGAUGUGUGAAGGAAACAUUACUCUUUUUAUCCCGAUCCAUUUCUGUCAAACAAAAUGUGGAAUUUACAUUCAAGGGAAUAGGGGUCCUUAUGAUUAGAGACAGCAAAGUGAAGAUGAGGUUUUAUAAGGACUUCCUGUGUGCCAUGGAUGGAAGUGGGAAUCUGGUUAAAGCUCUUUCAAAUAGGCCUGGGACGUCGGACUCAGUGAUGUCUAUCAGAGAUGGCACUGCACAGCGUCCUUACAGCGUGUGUGCUUUCCCAAGGAUUGAGUCCAAAGAUUCAGAAACAAAACCAGCUAUAGAAACCAUCCAAGAAGAUGAACCGACUGGCCCGCAAGAGCCUAAGAACAAAGACCAGGGAGAAAAAGAAGAAGUCAGAGAAAGUAUUUCAGCCAAGAGGCUCCGAGCAAGGCAAGCUAUCUCUCCUGUCAAAGUGACAGGAAUCAACUUGAUAGACCGGGUAGAGAAGAACAAUAGUCUAAAGCCUUCAGCUCCUGAAAGAUUAAAAUCACCGGGUUCUCUGAAACCAGAUAUGGAAAUUAAGCCGAAAACUCCUGUUGCCCCAAUUUGCCAGGGUCAUGCAAAAGCAGGACAGGAGAUGUGCUAUGUAUGCUUACAACGAGCCCAGCGGAAUGUGCCAGUGUUAAGCACCGAAGACAGGAAAAGAAAGGAAGUAGAAGAUGACCGUAUCAUGCAACAAUAUCUAAUGCUGAAAGACCAGGAGGCAAUCCACAAACAUCAGGCUAAAAGCUUGGCCAUUAGAGAACAAAAUCAGAAAAAUGCUGCAUAUAAUCUUGGAGUUGCUGAAGCUAUCAGAAGCCACAAGAUGGAGAAACCUGAAUUUUAUAAAUCCUAUAUUUUUGACAAACGACCGCUUAGUCCUGAGCUUAAUUAUGCUAAACAAGAGGAGUAUUCCCAAGGUCUUCUGAAACAAAUGGAGAGCAGACGAGAAAAGGAAUUGAAGCAGAAACAGAAUUCUGAUUUAAUGGACCGCCUAGAACAAGUGCAGCUCACAGAAGAUCUUGCUGCCCAAAGAUCAAAGUACUUAAAAGAUAGGAUGGAAGAAGCACAAUAUUACAAGAGGGCCUUGGAUGUACAGAUAAAGAACAGACCUCCUCCACUGCCUGUCUUUGAGCCGGAUUCGUCUGAGCCCAUCUUUGGGAAGAUGGACAUGAGUAAUGAACGUCUGGCGGAAAGGAAGCAACGGGAACAAAAGUACAUGAAGCACCAGCUGCAGGCAGUUGCGGACCACAAAAGGGCAGCCAUACUGCGCCAGUUGGUGGAUCAGAGGCGCGAUAUAGAAAUGUUGCAGAAGACCCAGAGAGAGCACUUGGCGGAAAGAAUGGCGGAGCUUGAGAGGACAAUGAAGAUAAACCAAGGUCUGCAGGAGAACUGGGAGAAGAGUGCUGAGCUGAAGAGGCACCGGGAUAUGGAGGAGAAGGUCUUUAAACGGGCUUCUGAUAAGUUGUUCCUCCUGGAUCAGUGUGAGAAGUAUCGACGUUGUUGUCAGUGUAAGAGGCGUCUGAGCAACUGUGGGGAAACUAACUUGUGGCCGAUGACCAGAUACUUACAUGGUUCCAGACUGCUGGUUUAAAAAGAACAUUGGGCCUGGGUUUCCUGGGGAAAAAGUUUUACUCUUAUGGAUGUGGUGAUGUGACUGUGGACUGCUUAUCACACCUCAAUGAAAACAAUAUUAUGAGGUUAUUUUGUGCC